CACGCGUGCAGAGCAGGGUAUAAAAGAGACAUCCUUCCCACUCAACACUCAGUUCUCUCUUCACUCUCACCCUCUCCUGAGUAGACGAAACCUCCUUUUUCAUGAUGACCGGGGGUCUGUGUGUGUGUGUCCUGCUGGUAGUCCUGUGCAGAAGCUGCUUGGGGUUACCGUACUCCUCUCAGCCUCUGGGUGAGGGGCAACACUCCAGCUCAUCUGCGUAUGAAGCUCACCUUGACGCUGACACCCACGCUCUAGGAGCACACCAACUCCAACAAAGUCACUCUAUCCCCCAUCUGAAAGCUCUUCCCGCGGCCGAGGGCGACGAAGACACGCGGGCCAACCUCAGCGAGCUACUAGCGAGGCUCAUUUCCUCCAGGAAAGCUUCUGUGCGCAGAAAUUCCACAGCCAACAGCAGGGGCAGCGCCAACCAUCGAAUAGCAGACAGAGACUACAUGGGCUGGAUAGAUUUUGGCCGCCGCAGUGCAGAGGAGUACGAGUACUCCUCAUAAAAAAAAAUAAAUAAAAAAGAGAAG
Molecule: messenger RNA, 533 nt
Organism: Cynoglossus semilaevis (tongue sole)
Lineage: Eukaryota; Metazoa; Chordata; Actinopteri; Pleuronectiformes; Cynoglossidae
Product: cholecystokinin-like
Exons: 4
Coding region: 102-509 (135 amino acids)
Biological process (GO): digestion
Cellular component (GO): extracellular region; axon
Molecular function (GO): neuropeptide hormone activity
Source: RefSeq, a predicted model, not a curated record